Messenger RNA from Neltuma alba, 1575 nucleotides. RefSeq names its product ankyrin repeat-containing protein At5g02620-like. Gene Ontology annotation, molecular function: protein binding. The coding region runs from base 1 to 1575 and encodes 524 amino acids. Lineage: Eukaryota; Viridiplantae; Streptophyta; Magnoliopsida; Fabales; Fabaceae. Gene Ontology annotation, cellular component: membrane. The transcript is spliced from 5 exons. The record is from RefSeq and is a predicted model, not a curated record.
AUGCAACAUAUGGAUUCUGAUAUGGAUGUUCGCAUGACGAAGCUCAGUUUAUACCAUUCCACGCUUCAAGCGAUCAACAGCUCCGGCGACACAUUGUUGCAUGUGGCGGUGAACGACGACAGAGGAGAUAUGGUGGAGAAGCUAGUAAUGGAAAUCACGAGAAGUGGGUCGUUGUCGGCGCUGCAAACAAAGAAUGAUCGAGGAGACACCCCACUGCACCGUGCUGCAUCAAGAGGGUCCCUCCAGAUGUGCAAGUGCAUCGCCGAAGCUCAAAGGGACACCCAACUGAUUGAAGCUCGCAACAAGGAAGGAGAGACUCCCCUCUUCUUGGCCGCUCUUCAAGGUGAAGAGGAAGCUUUCCUUUACCUCCACUCUCGUUGCCCCGACCCAAGUAGGCGCCUCUGGAAAAGAUCCAGCGAUGGAGAGACUAUCCUUCACUGCACCAUCCGCCGAGACCACUUUGAGUUGGCAUUGGAAAUCAUUCGUCUUUACGGAACGCAUAUAGUGGGCUCCGUGGAUGAAAAGGGAAUUAGUCCUCUCCAUACCCUGGCUGACAAACCUUCCGCCUUUGAAAGCAGCAGCAAUUUCAGAUGGUACAACAAGCUUGCCUACAACUGCGACGGAGAGAAGAAGGAAGAAUGGGACAGAAAGGAGUCGGCAUUAUUUGUUGCAGCGAAAAAUGGAGUUUUGGAAAUACUGAAGAAAAUUCUUAAGGAUAAACCAGGGGCCAUCCAUGAAACCAACUCGAAAGGCCAAAAUGUGUUGCAUAUAGCAGUCGAGUACAGGCAACCCCAUGUUUUGAAGCUUCUCGAGCAGCAGAAGUUGUGGGAUAACCUCGUUCAAAGCAUAGACAAUGAAGGAAACACUAUCCUCCACUUGGCCGCCAGGCUCUCCCAGUACAAGCCCUGGCACAUCCCUGGAUCUGCCUUGCAAAUGCAGUGGGAAAUCAAAUGGUUUCUGUAUGUCAAGGAUAUAAUGCCCAAUUAUGUGUCAUUCCUCCCGAACAAAGGCCAUAAGACACCGGUGGAAAUUUUCAGAGAAGAUCAUGAGAAUCUAAUCAAAGAAGGCACUGAUUGGCUCAACCACACGUCACAGUCGUGCUCUGUGGUGGCCGCACUUAUUGCCGGCGUGGCCUUUGCCACGUCUACGAACGUCCCCGGCGGCACUCAGGAGCAGACCGGCAUGCCUACAUUGGAAAGCCACCCGGCUUUCAACAUGUUUGCGCUCACCUCCCUCUUGUCUCUCUGCUGCUCCAUCACCGGUCUCAUCAUGUUCCUCGCCAUCCUCACCUCCCGCCAUCAGCCUAGAGAUUUCCGCAAAGAUUUGCCUCUAAAACUUUUUUUCGGGUUGAGUUCGCUCUUCGUCUCCAUCGCUUCCGUGUUGGUUUCUUUCUCCGCCGCAUUCUUCUUUGUGCUCAAGGAGAAGCAGGUUGUUUUCCUGCUCUACGCCGCCACCGUCUUGCCCGCUGCUUUCUACGCCGUCUCCCAAUUCGCCCUUUAUGUUGAUCUUGUCAGAGCUAUCUUCCGCAAGGAUCCCCAGUCCAGCAAUAGAGAAUCUGAGAAGCUUAUUCUCUGA